CGUUUCUGCUUCAGUAUUAAUGUAAAUAUUCUGAUAUUACACAUAUUAUUGUUUGGUCUCACUCUCAACAAAGCGUGCCCUGCCUUGGACCUGAAAACUAUAACAACAUAUCUUUCUUGUCAAAAAUCCACCAUCUUUGGUUAUAUGCAUUGAAGUCUAAUUUCCCGCGUUGUAACGUAGAUAGCUUUUUUAGUUGUGCAGUUUAUGUAACCGGUUUAUCACAGCUGUUCUAGCUAGCUACCUAGACAGACACAUUAAAUAUAAUGUUUGUAGGUAUUUAUUGAAACGUAUAACUAACUAGGGAAUAUAUUUUAAAUAUGGCUGGGACAAUCCGAAGAUUGGACGAGACAGUAGUAAAUCGCAUUGCUGCUGGAGAAGUAAUUCAACGGCCUGCGAACGCAAUAAAGGAAAUGAUAGAGAACUGUUUGGAUGCAAAAGCUACCAGUAUUCAGGUCACCGUUAAAGAAGGCGGACUAAAACUAAUCCAGAUUCAGGACAACGGUACAGGAAUCAGGAAAGACGAUAUGGAAAUAGUAUGUGAAAGAUUUACCACAAGCAAGCUCCAGAAAUUUGAAGACUUGAGUGCCAUCUCUACCUAUGGUUUCAGGGGAGAGGCCCUUGCUAGUAUCAGCCAUGUAGCUCAUGUAACCCUAACAACCAAAACGGCUGAUGGAAAAUGUGCUUACAGAGCCAGUUACUGUGAUGGCAAACUGAAGGCACCUCCAAAACCCUGUGCAGGAAACCAGGGGACCCAGAUCACUGUGGAGGAUCUGUUUUAUAAUGUUUCCACUCGGCGAAAAGCUCUGAAGAGCCCCAGUGAGGAAUAUUCCAGAAUUGUGGAAGUGGUGAGCAGGUAUGCAAUACACAACUCUGGGAAAAGCUUUGCAGUGAAAAAGCAGGGGGAGACAACGGCAGAUGUGAGGACCCUAUCCGGUGCCUCCACUGUGGAUAAUAUCCGAGCAGUAUUCGGGAAUGCUGUGAGCAGGGAGCUGAUUGAAGUGGGAUGUGAGGAUCACAAACUUGCUUUCAAAUUGAAGGGAUUCAUCUCCAAUGCGAAUUACUCCGUCAAGAAGUGCAUCAUCUUGCUCUUCAUCAACCACCGGUUGGUGGAAUCCAGUGCUCUCAAAAAAGCCAUAGAAACCGUCUACGCUGCAUAUCUUCCCAAAAACACGCACCCUUUCCUUUAUAUCAGCCUAGAAAUCGCCCCGCAAAACAUUGAUGUUAAUGUCCAUCCCACCAAGCAUGAGGUUCACUUCCUACACGAAGACAGCAUCAUCGAGAGUAUCCAGAAACACAUCGAGAGUAAACUGCUGGGAUCCAAUUCCUCUAGAACCUACUUCACGCAGACUCUGCUCCCAGGCCUGUCCGUCUCCUCUGCUGAUCCAAAGCCCAGCAGCUCUGGUUCUGAGCCCUCGGACCGCAUCUACGCUCACCAGAUGGUCCGGACGGACUGCCGGGCCCAGAAGCUGGAUGCCUUCCUGCAGCCCACCAACAGGCCGGCCCUGGCUCCACAGUCUCAGCCGACGUUCGCCGACCAGGCCAAGGAUCCAGAGGAUCCAGCCGAAAACGGCGAGCAGCCGGAGGAUGCAGAAAUGCUGGGUGUGCUGGAGGAAGGUGGGCCCAGCGAACCAGAGGAGAUGCAGGUAGAGAGGCCUGGACCUGCUGAAAUGAGCUCCAGGAAGCGACCUCGCGUGGGCCAGGAGGGUGAGGAGCAGGAGCUCACCGCAGCCUCCAUCCCGAGGAAGCGCAAGAUCAAGCUCAGCAGCGUGAAGGAGCUGCGGAGCGAGAUCACGGAGCGAGCGCACGCAGGCCUGGGGGAAAUGCUGCAGAAUCACUCAUUUGUGGGCUGCGUGAACCCUCAGUGGUCCCUCAUCCAACACCAGACUAAACUCCACCUGCUUGACAUCACCAAGCUCAGCCAGGAGUUGUUCUACCAGAUUUUGAUGUUUGACUUUGGAAACUUUGGUGUGUUAAGAUUAUCGACGCCAGCUCCUCUCUAUGACCUGGCAAUGCUGGCCUUGGAGAUGCCUGAGAGCGGUUGGUCGGAGGAGGAUGGGCCCAAGGAGGGCUUAGCCAAUUACAUUGUGGACUUCCUGAAGAAGAAGGCCGAGAUGCUGGAGGACUAUUUCUCUAUGGAGAUUGACCAGGAUGGAAAUCUGACAGGCUUGCCUCUGCUGCUGGAUAACUACGUCCCCCCUAUGGAGGGACUUCCCAUGUUCAUCCUGAGAUUGGCCACAGAGGUGAACUGGGAUGGUGAGAAGGAGUGCUUCCAGGACUUCAGCCAGGAGUGCAGUGAGUUCUACUCCAUCAGGAAGAGGUUCAUUGUGGAGGAAUCACCUGGGGCUCAGCACAGUGUGGAGGAGCCAGGCUCUAGUGGCUCCUCUUGGAAAUGGAACGUGGAGCAUGUCCUCUUCAAAGCCUUCAGGACACUGCUCAGCCCUCCCAAGCACUUCACUGAGGAUGGCACUGUCCUUCAGAUCGCCAAUUUACCUGACCUUUACAAAGUGUUUGAGAGGUGCUGAACUGCCACUCCUUCAGAAAGAACAUUGUUCCGUGGCUUCUUACUGGAUUACUUCAAGCUUGGUUCUUCUUUGGUUACCUCAGAAAUACAGGUGAUAUACCUGGCUACUGUCAGAAGCCACAUGGACAUCUACAUCUACGGCAUCCAUUUCAAAACUGUGGUCCCUGAUGAACUGAACAGUCUGUUUGUUGACUACAACUGUUUCUGGACUUCUCGUCCUGAAAUAACCUGACUGCCGUUCCCUGCCCGGGGGCUUUAUUGUUGAGCAAGAUGGCUGUUGAGGGCUGCUUCCAGUUGUAACCAAACUUGUUAUGGAAUUACCUACAUUGUCAGAUGAUGAUUUGCUAGUUUGUAUUCUAUUCUAUUUUUACAAUAAAUGUUUUGCUAUAAA
Messenger RNA from Anguilla rostrata (American eel), 2912 nucleotides. RefSeq names its product mutL homolog 1, colon cancer, nonpolyposis type 2 (E. coli) (gene mlh1). The transcript is spliced from 19 exons. Lineage: Eukaryota; Metazoa; Chordata; Actinopteri; Anguilliformes; Anguillidae. The coding region runs from base 318 to 2522 and encodes 734 amino acids. Gene Ontology annotation, molecular function: ATP hydrolysis activity; ATP-dependent DNA damage sensor activity; mismatched DNA binding. Gene Ontology annotation, cellular component: MutLalpha complex. Gene Ontology annotation, biological process: mismatch repair. The record is from RefSeq and is a predicted model, not a curated record.